Molecule: messenger RNA, 1767 nt
Organism: Cucurbita maxima (winter squash)
Lineage: Eukaryota; Viridiplantae; Streptophyta; Magnoliopsida; Cucurbitales; Cucurbitaceae
Product: mitogen-activated protein kinase 3-like
Exons: 6
Coding region: 196-1308 (370 amino acids)
Biological process (GO): intracellular signal transduction; protein phosphorylation
Cellular component (GO): cytoplasm; nucleus
Molecular function (GO): ATP binding; MAP kinase activity
Source: RefSeq, a predicted model, not a curated record
UUUCGGUUUGACAAAUUCUUCUCUUAUAAAUAUUCUCCAAAUUCUGAACUUCUUUGUCAAACUUUCGGUCUUGGUCUUCAUUCUUCAUUCUGGGUUCAAUUUCUAGACUCAGAAUCGAAGAAUUCUUUGCAGGGGGUGUUGCAGAUUUGAGCGGGGAGUCUUCUUUUCGUUGUUGGAUUUUUGAGGUCGAAGAAUAUGGCUGAUGUUGGUCAGAACAAUACCGGUGAUUUUCCUGCUGUUCCUACCCAUGGCGGUCAAUAUGUGCAGUACAAUAUCUUCCGGAAUCCGUUUGAAAUCACCUCCAAAUAUCGUCCGCCUAUCAUGCCUAUAGGUCGCGGCGCCUACGGAAUCGUUUGUUCGGUUUUGAAUUCAGAGACCAACGAGAUGGUUGCGGUUAAGAAGAUUGCCAACGCGUUUGAUAAUCAUAUGGAUGCGAAGCGGACGCUCCGUGAGAUCAAGCUUCUCCGGCAUUUGGAUCACGAAAAUGUAAUAGGCAUUAGAGAUGUGAUUCCUCCACCUCUGCGGAGAGAAUUCAGUGAUGUCUACAUUUCCACUGAACUAAUGGACACCGAUCUUCACCAAAUAAUCCGCUCGAACCAAACUUUAUCAGAAGAGCAUUGUCAGUAUUUCCUUUAUCAGAUUCUCCGAGGACUUAAAUACAUACAUUCUGCAAAUGUCAUUCAUCGGGACUUGAAACCGAGCAAUCUACUGCUUAAUGCGAACUGUGAUCUUAAAAUUUGCGACUUUGGUCUUGCUCGUCCAACUUCAGAAAAUGAAAGCAUGACAGAAUAUGUUGUUACCAGAUGGUAUAGGGCACCUGAGUUACUGUUGAACUCUGAUUAUACAGCUGCUAUUGAUAUAUGGUCUGUUGGUUGCAUCUAUUUGGAGCUUAUGAACAGAAGGCCUCUAUUUCCAGGCAGGGAUCAUGUGCAUCAGAUGCGUUUACUGACUGAGCUUCUUGGCACACCAACCGAAUCGGAUCUUGGUUUUAUUCGAAACGAAGACUCGAAAAGAUAUCUUCGGCAGCUACCUCCACAUCCUCGUCAGCCAUUAGCAACAGUUUUCCCUCAUGUUCAUCCUUUGGCAAUUGAUCUUGUGGAUAAAAUGUUGACGUUUGAUCCAACCAGGAGAAUUACUGUUGAAGAAGCGUUGGCACAUCCAUACCUAGAGAGAUUGCACGACGUAGCCGAUGAGCCAGUUUGCCCCGAGCCAUUCUCGUUCGAGUUUGAGCAACAAUACUUGGAUGAAGAGCAGAUGAAGGAGAUGAUUUACAGAGAAGCAUUGGCACUCAAUCCAGAAUUUGCAUGACCAUAAAUGUACAUGUCGCCUUCCUGAGCAACUGCAGCGACUUUGCAAAUAUUUUGAAUAACACGCAACAAAAGGAUCAGGUUGGUAUACGAAAACGAAACCACAUUAAUUAAGCUUAGGAUAUGUUUGAGAGUGAUUUUGGAAUGACCCAAACCACUUUCAUCAUGUCCAAAAUCACUCCUAAACAUGUGUUAAAUUAGCUAACUUAUCUGUUUCAUUCAUCACUAUCACUAUCACUAUCCAUCCGUCCCUUCAAGAAAAGUCAGUAAGAGUUACCUUUUUUUUACUUCCACGGAAAUUGUUAGUUUAUUUUUUUUGCUCCACGUUUGAUCGUUUGAGUUGUGCUUAUGUUGUUUUCUUAGUAUUUAUUUGUGUUUGUAACGUCGAAUCUGUAUUUAAAUGUAAACUCAAUUAAUCAAAGUUCUAUUUAUAAUGUAUUCUCAUUGCCAGCAUUUUAAG